Lontra canadensis (Northern American river otter) is the source of this 2350-nucleotide messenger RNA. RefSeq names its product RUN and FYVE domain containing 3 (gene RUFY3). Gene Ontology annotation, cellular component: cytoplasm. The coding region runs from base 107 to 2146 and encodes 679 amino acids. The transcript has 18 exons. The record is from RefSeq and is a predicted model, not a curated record. Lineage: Eukaryota; Metazoa; Chordata; Mammalia; Carnivora; Mustelidae. Gene Ontology annotation, biological process: regulation of axonogenesis.
GGCGGCGGCGCGGACGGGACGAGGCGGAGGCUCGCCGCCGUGACCCUCCGCUCCCCUGCCCGCGCCCGGGAGCGAGUCGCAGGCGGCGGCGAAGGAAGGAGCGAGUAUGGCUGAGACCUCGCCGCCACCCGCCUCCGGCGCGGAAAGUUGCAGCGAGGAGCCGGCGAGGGGCGGGGAGCAGCUGCCGGAGGAGCCGCGCCGCGCUCCAGCCGGGGGAGCGGACCGAGAGGGCGAGGCGGGGCCGCCGCCGGCCUCCCCCGCGGGGCAGUCGGAGCCCGGCUCGCCGGUGGCCGCCCCCUUCUUCCUGCUCUACCCGGGCGAUGGAGGCGCCGGCUUCGCCGCGCGCCCGCCGCCGCCGCAGCAGCAGCGCGCCUGGAGGACCCCGCCGUCGCCGGGCUCCCCGCUGCCCUUCCUGCUGCUGAGCUACCCGAGCGGCGGCGGCGGCGGCGGCGGCAAGCACCAUCCUAAUUAUCUCAUGGCUAACGAACGCAUGAACCUGAUGAACAUGGCCAAGCUGAGUAUCAAGGGCUUGAUUGAAUCCGCUCUGAACCUGGGGAGAACUCUGGACUCCGACUACGCUCCCCUCCAGCAGUUCUUCGUGGUGAUGGAGCACUGCCUGAAACACGGCCUGAAGGCUAAGAAAACCUUUCUUGGACAAAAUAAAUCCUUCUGGGGGCCUCUAGAAUUGGUAGAGAAGCUUGUUCCAGAAGCUGCAGAGAUAACAGCAAGUGUUAAAGAUCUUCCAGGACUUAAGACACCAGUAGGCAGAGGAAGAGCCUGGCUUCGUUUGGCAUUAAUGCAAAAGAAGCUCUCAGAAUAUAUGAAAGCUUUGAUCAAUAAGAAGGAACUUCUCAGUGAAUUCUACGAACCCAAUGCCCUCAUGAUGGAAGAAGAAGGAGCCAUAAUUGCUGGUCUCUUGGUGGGUCUGAAUGUCAUUGAUGCCAAUUUCUGCAUGAAAGGAGAAGACUUGGACUCUCAGGUUGGAGUUAUAGAUUUUUCAAUGUAUCUCAAGGAUGGGAACAGCAGUAAAGGUAGUGAAGGAGAUGGCCAGAUUACCGCAAUUCUGGAUCAGAAGAACUAUGUAGAAGAACUCAACAGACACCUAAAUGCUACGGUAAACAAUCUUCAGGCAAAAGUGGAUGCGUUAGAAAAAUCCAACACUAAACUGACAGAGGAGCUUGCAGUUGCAAACAACAGGAUUAUUACCUUACAAGAAGAAAUGGAACGAGUUAAAGAGGAAAGCUCCUACAUACUGGAAUCCAAUCGGAAGGGUCCUAAGCAGGACAGAACUGCAGAAGGGCAAGCACUGAGUGAAGCCAGAAAGCAUUUAAAGGAGGAGACACAAUUGCGACUGGAUGUGGAGAAAGAACUGGAGAUCCAGAUCAGCAUGAGACAGGAGAUGGAGUUGGCUAUGAAGAUGCUGGAGAAGGAUGUCUGCGAGAAGCAGGACGCCCUGGUGUCUCUGCGGCAGCAGCUGGAUGACCUCAGGGCUCUCAAGCAUGAACUUGCCUUCAAGCUGCAGAGUUCAGACUUAGGAGUAAAACAGAAAAGUGAACUAAACAGUCGUUUGGAAGAGAAGACUAAUCAGAUGGCCGCUACCAUCAAACAACUCGAACAAAGAUUGCGCCAGGCUGAGCGGGGCCGCCAGUCGGCCGAGUCAGACAACCGGCUCUUCAAGCAGGACUUCGGAGACAAGAUAAACAGUCUGCAGCUGCAAGUGGACCAGCUCACCAGGCAGCGGCACCAGCUUGAGUUAGAACUAAAACUGGAAAGAGAAAGAAGGGUACAGAACAACAGGAGCAUCCCAGGAAAGGGUCCUCAGAAGCCACAACCCAAAAUGGAUGGGAAGCACAGAAUUCAAGAGGAAAAUGUUAAACCAAAAGAGGCCCUGGACGAAAGCCACAGGCUGCCGUCUCACCCUGUGGAUGAACAGAAUCAGCUGCUGCUCUCUGAGAAGCCACAGACGUGUCAGCUAUGCCGGGAAGAUGGCAGCCGAACCAAGAAUGUGUGUAAGAACUGCAGAGGGACCUUCUGUAAUGCCUGUUCAACAAACGUACUGCCUCUUCCUUCAAGUAUCAAGCCUGAGCGAGUGUGCAAUCCCUGCCACGAGCAUCUGAUGAGACAGUAUUCCACCAGCCCAUCGUAAGACUGGAAGCCGAGACCUGGACCAGUGUCUCCACCCAUGUUAGAUGUCAGGAUCUCCUAGAGCCCAGAACUUAAAGAGUCAGCUCCAGCAUUGAUAGGAAUGGUUUAAAUAAACCGGGUCCAGGGAGAAAAGGCAGUGGUUGGGGUUGCUGGAAGGUUUGCUCAGUUGCCCUGAUGACUGUAGGAAUAAAAGUUACUCAGCUGA